UUCUUUUGCACGACGCGACGCUCGCGCCAUCUGUCGCCCCCACCGAACGCGUUCAUCAAUCCGCGGCGCGUGCGCCUCGGCGGCAGCGGCGGCGGUGGCAGCAGCAGCAGCACUGCUGCGGUUGCGGUUGAGAGUGGCCGCGCAGCCGUCACCCCUACUGUUAGGAAGCUUCCUGCCACCUUCCUCAGCCCCCGGCUGUAUUUGAACCCCCUCCCCUCGCGUUUCAUUCGACUCGCAGCAGAGCAGAGGCACAGGAAGAGGAGAGGGAGCAGCGCGCAUGCAGUUGCCACCUCCUCUCCUAGGCCCCCACCACCCAACAAAUUCUUCCCUUUCCUCUCCGCUCGUCGGCGCGCACCGAGGCGGGCAGGGUGAGUGACUCGAGAGCGCGGCCUUCCUCCGCCGCCGCGUCGUCGUGGCUUCCGUGCGGCGCCGGGACUCGACAGAAUUCCCGUCGCGUCUUCGCGGGUUCACUUGAUUGAUUGGUUGUGUUCCCGACGCGACGAGAGCCCCGAGGCAUUGGUUGUUUGCCGAGUCCGGAGUCCAGGCACCGCACGCCAACGACAACAGAAAAGAUCGCGUCUUCCUUCGUCGCGGCUUUUGUGGCCGGAUAAAGGGGAUUCCCUGCCGCCAAAAUCGCGUCUUGGACCCCAAUUCCGCCGCGGCAGAUUGAGCCUUCGUGUGAAAGAUCGCGGCUUCGGGAUCGUCAACUGACGACGAUGGGCGAGGCGGCGCCGGUGGUGGACGACGAGUUCCCGGCGUGGGCGCGCUCCGUCGAGGAGUGCGAGGCGCGCUUCGCGGUCUCCGCGUCCCGGGGGCUCUCGUCCGAGGACGCCGCGGCGAGGCUGUGCGCGCACGGGCCCAACGAGCUCGCCGACCACCCGGGCCCCUCGCUGCUGCAGCUCCUCGCGCAGCAGUUCGAGGACACUCUCGUCCGCAUCCUCCUCGCCGCCGCCGCCGUCUCCUUCCUCCUCGCGCUCUCCAACUCCGCGGGGGAGGUCACGCUCUCCGCCUUCGUCGAGCCGCUCGUCAUCUUCCUCAUCCUCGUCGUCAACGCCGCCGUCGGAAUCUGGCAGGAAACCAACGCCGAGAAGGCGCUUGAGGCGCUGCGCGAGAUACAGUCCGACCACGCCGCCGUGCUCCGCGACGGCGAGUGGGUGCCGGCACUCCCCGCGCGGGACCUCGUCCCCGGCGACGUCGUCCAGCUGCGCGUUGGGGACAAGGUACCCGCGGACAUGCGCGUGCUCCGCCUCGUCACCUCCACGCUCCGCGUCGAGCAGGGCUCCCUCACCGGCGAGACCGCCUCCGUCAACAAGACCGCGCACGCCGUGCCCACGGAGGACACCGACAUCCAGGCCAAGGAGUCCAUGGUGUUCGCCGGGACCACCGUCGUCAACGGCAGCGCCGUCUGCCUCGUCGUGCACACCGGGAUGGCCACGGAGAUUGGCAAGAUCCACGCGCAGAUCCACGAGGCGUCCCAGGAGGACGACGACACGCCGCUCAAGAAGAAGCUCAACGAGUUUGGCGAGGCGCUCACCAAGAUCAUCGGCCUCGUAUGUGCUCUGGUGUGGCUGAUCAAUGUCAAGUACUUCUUGACGUUUGAGCUUGAUGGAUGGGUGCCAAGGAACAUACGGUUCUCGUUCGAGAAGUGCACAUACUACUUCGAGAUCGCCGUGGCGCUUGCUGUCGCCGCGAUACCCGAGGGCCUGCCUGCCGUGAUCACCACCUGCCUUGCGCUCGGAACCAGGAAGAUGGCCGCCAAGAAUGCACUUGUGAGGAAGCUGCCCAGUGUGGAGACCCUGGGCUGCACCACGGUGAUUUGCUCAGACAAGACCGGAACAUUGACCACAAACCAGAUGUCAGUGGCAAAACUCGUGGCCAUCGGCAAUUCGGCAGGGGAAGUUAGGAACUUCAAGGUGGACGGGACAACAUACGAUCCCCGAGAUGGGAAAAUUCAGGAUUGGCCUGCGAGGAGCCUGGAUGCGAACCUUGAGACAAUCGCAAAGGUUGCAGCAGUGUGCAAUGAUGCCAGUGUAGCGCAUUCUUCACAACAGUAUGUCGCCACUGGAAUGCCAACUGAGGCGGCUUUAAAGGUUCUGGUUGAGAAAAUGGGUCUGUCCGGAGGAAUGAAUGGACUGUCCUUGGACCCAUCUGAUACAUUAGGCUGCUGCAGAUGGUGGAACAAUGUUGCCAAAAGGAUUGCCACCCUCGAAUUUGACCGCAUGAGGAAAUCAAUGGGUGUCAUUGUGAAGACCAGUUCAGGAAGCAAUGCCCUACUCGUGAAGGGAGCUGUUGAAAUGUUGCUUGAGCGAAGUAGCCACAUUCAACUGAAGGAUGGUUCGGUUGUGCCAUUAGAUGAGAAAUCAAAGAAAACUAUCUUGGCAAGCCUCCAUGAAAUGUCAACCAAAGCUUUGCGCUGCCUUGGUUUUGCGUACAAGGAGGAUCUAGCUGACUUUGCAACAUACAAUGGAGAAAACCAUCCUGCUCAUAAGCUUUUACUGGACCCAGCCAAUUAUGCAGCAAUUGAGACCGAACUAAUAUUUGCUGGUCUUGUUGGCCUAAGGGAUCCUCCCAGGGAAGAGGUUUCUGAUGCAAUUGAAGAUUGCAGAGCUGCGGGCAUCCGUGUUAUGGUGAUAACAGGAGACAACAAAGAAACUGCUGAGGCUAUAUGCUGUGAAAUAGGUGUGUUCUCACCUGGCGAGGAUAUCAGCUUAAAGAGCCUUACAGGGAAGGAGUUCAUGGCACUUGAGGACAAGAAGACACUGCUGCGAAGGAAAGGUGGCCUUCUGUUCUCUAGGGCAGAGCCUAAGCACAAACAAGAGAUUGUGAGACUGUUGAAAGAAGAUGGUGAAGUUGUUGCUAUGACUGGAGAUGGAGUCAAUGAUGCCCCUGCUCUUAAACUGGCUGACAUUGGUAUUGCAAUGGGUAUUACAGGAACUGAGGUUGCCAAAGAGGCCUCUGACAUGGUGCUAGCUGAUGACAAUUUUAGUACUAUAGUUGCUGCAGUUGGUGAAGGAAGAUCAAUUUACAACAACAUGAAAGCUUUCAUAAGAUAUAUGAUCUCCUCAAAUAUUGGUGAAGUUGCCUCUAUAUUCCUAACUUCUGCCUUGGGUAUUCCUGAGGGAUUGAUACCUGUUCAACUUCUCUGGGUUAACCUUGUCACCGAUGGUCCCCCUGCGACUGCUUUAGGUUUCAAUCCACCUGACAAGGACAUCAUGAAGAAGCCACCAAGAAGGAGCGAUGAUUCACUGAUAACUCCCUGGAUUUUGUUCCGUUACCUGAUCAUUGGCCUCUAUGUGGGGAUUGCCACUGUUGGCAUCUUUGUCAUCUGGUACACACAUGGAUCUUUCAUGGGCAUCGACCUCACUGGAGAUGGUCACUCUCUUGUCAGUUACUCUCAGCUCUCAAACUGGGGGCAGUGCUCAACUUGGGACAACUUCACGGUUGCACCUUUCACUGCUGGAGCUAGAACUUUCACCUUCGACAACCCCUGCGAGUACUUCCAGGCUGGCAAAGUGAAGGCAACAACGCUCUCUCUGUCUGUCCUGGUGGCAAUUGAGAUGUUCAACUCGCUCAAUGCUCUCUCUGAAGACACCAGCCUGCUCAGAAUGCCUCCUUGGGUCAACCCGUGGCUGCUCCUUGCGAUGUUGGUGUCGUUCGGGCUCCAUUUCUUGAUCCUCUACGUGCCAUUCCUCGCCACGGUGUUUGGUAUCGUGCCGCUCAGCUUGAACGAGUGGCUGCUGGUUUUGCUGGUUGCACUCCCGGUGGUGCUGAUCGAUGAGGUUCUCAAGUUUGCGGGCAGGCUUUCAAGCCCUUCAGGUCACAAGAGGCGAUCGAGGAAGCAGAAGGGCGAGUAAUGACUAACAUCAUUCAAACCUCAGUAACUAAAUCAAUCAAUUUGUUCUGAUCAUGUAAAGGUGGUCGCUAAAGGAUGUUAACAGCAAACUAUUCAAUACAGAAAAAGCUUUUGCUGUUUUUUCUCCCUUUUUCUCCUGAUGCUAAACAAAAACAAAUUAGUUGCCUUGUUCUUAAGUUUUAGUAGUUAGUUGGCAACCUGUUAUCCUGUGAAUUAUAUAGUAUUGAGUAUGCUACUUCCCAGUUUUUGGCUGCAAUAUGUGAAGCAGGGAUGCAAAAAGUUAUACAUUA
Molecule: messenger RNA, 4143 nt
Organism: Phragmites australis (common reed)
Lineage: Eukaryota; Viridiplantae; Streptophyta; Magnoliopsida; Poales; Poaceae
Product: calcium-transporting ATPase 1, endoplasmic reticulum-type-like
Exons: 8
Coding region: 717-3854 (1045 amino acids)
Biological process (GO): calcium ion transmembrane transport; intracellular calcium ion homeostasis
Cellular component (GO): membrane
Molecular function (GO): P-type calcium transporter activity; ATP binding; ATP hydrolysis activity
Source: RefSeq, a predicted model, not a curated record